Messenger RNA from Clunio marinus, 270 nucleotides. The record is from the annotation of a GenBank genome assembly. NCBI's taxonomy places the organism in Eukaryota, Metazoa, Arthropoda, Insecta, Diptera, Chironomidae.
AUGGCAAUGGCGGUGGUGGCAAUAAAUGAAAAACGACUCAAAAUGAACACAGAAAAAAGUCCCAUUUUAACUCUUGGCUUAUGGCUUUAUGCUUCAGUGAAGCAACAAAAUAAACACAUACGUGACCACUCACCAAAUACCACUGCUCUUUGUACAAGCUUUUCGAGAGAUACCUUAGUGAACUACGACAAUGAUGAAGACACGAGAGAACUUUUCACAACCAUUCUAAAUCUCAUGAAAAUUACCUGGGAUUUACCAGGAUUACUGUGA